GGAAGGAAGGAGGAGGACGCUGACAUCACCGCCGGAGCGCGGCUCGGCGGGGCCGGGAGCCGGCUCCGCUCCGCUCCCGUUCGCCGCUCCCGCCGGUGGAACCACCGCGCCCGAGAGAGGGAGGUCCCCAGCACCGCGUGGAUGAGGCCAGGCUGAGAAGAGGACUCACAUUUGUACCCUCUACCCCAAUUAGCCUCAUUCUCUCCCCUCCAUUUGCCCCGGUGAAGAAACAGCUCCUUACCCACACCAGAGCCAGUCUUGGUUGAGUCCCAGGCACUGGUGCGGCUCCACGGCAAUUUUGGGGUCGGAGGGUCGGGAGCUGCUCUCCAUCUCGGACAUCUUCCAACGCUGAGAUCUCCAUCCUGCGUGCGUGAGGAGAGGAGCGCUCUCAACCCCUCUGCACUGCCCGGGCCCAGCCAUCCCUGCCCUGUGCGGGCACCCCGGGCCCCCCAUGCCCGGCUGGAUCGGGGCGGUGUGACCCACUCCACGCUGCCACCAUGGCCUCCUCGGACGGGCUGCAGUACCGGGCCCUCUACGAGUACCAGAAGGACCGUGAGGAGGACCUGGCGCUGUGCCCCGGGGAUGUGCUGACGGUCAGCAGGGCCGGGCUGCUCGGCAGCCCCAACUACAAGGACGGGGACGAGCGCAACCCCCAGGGCUGGCUGCACGGCGUCAACGAGCGCACCAAGGAGCGCGGAGACUUCCCCGGCACCUACGUGGAGUACCUGGGUCCCGCACGCAUCGCCACCGCCGCCGCCAAGGCCAGGCCACGGCCCUUGCCCCUGCCGCCCGCUGGGACCCCCACGCCCUGGGGGCUCCCCGGGCAGGCAGAGCUCACCGAGCAUCCCACCCUCCCCGAGCAGGCGCUGCCGACCGUGGCCAGGCUCAUCGAGGCGCUGGAAAAACAAGGUCUCGACAGCGAGGUGCUCUAUAGAUCUGGCCCCAGUGCCCUGGGGGAUGCUGAGCUGAAGCAGGCCCUGCUGGCAGACGCCUCAGCUGUGGACAUGGACCUGUAUGAGGCCCAGACUCUGGCAGAUGCCCUGAAGUGGUACCUCCAGGAGCUCCCGUCGCCCCUCAUCCCUCCAGCUCUCUACAGCGACUUGGUCCACAUGGCUCAAGAGACCCCAAGCCUGGAGGAAUGUGGCCAGCGAGCCAGAGCCCUGCUGGCCCCCCCAGCCCUGCCACAGCCCCAGGCACUGCUCCUGCGCCAGCUCGCCCGCCACUUCUGCCACCUCUGCCAGGGCACCCACCGGAGCCGCUCCUCGCCCCGGCUGCUCGGGGAGCUCUUUGGGGAAGUUCUUCUCCGCCCGGGGGCAGCCAGCACCGAGGCAAGCCCUGAGCUCCGCGCAAGGAUCCUCGAGUCCUUCAUCAUGGCCAGUGAGAUGGCAGAGCUGCCGGCAGCUCCUGCUCUUCCUCCAAAGCCCCCCAAGCCAAUGACUCCAGUCAAUACGAAUGGAAUAAAGGACAAUUCCAGCUUCUCUCUGCAGGAAGCAGAAUGGUACUGGGGGGACAUCUCAAGGGAAGAAGUAAAUGACAAAUUACGAGACAUGCCAGACGGAACAUUCCUGGUGCGCGACGCAUCGACCAAGAUGCAGGGAGACUACACUCUGACCUUACGGAAGGGUGGCAACAAUAAACUGAUAAAGAUCUACCACCGGGACGGAAAAUAUGGCUUCUCUGACCCACUGACGUUCAAUUCAGUUGUGGAACUCAUUAACCACUACCGCAACGAGUCUCUGGCUCAGUAUAACCCGAAGCUCGAUGUGAAGUUGAUGUACCCAGUGUCCCGGUACCAGCAGGAUCAGUUGGUGAAAGAAGAUAAUAUAGAUGCAGUAGGUAAAAAGCUUCAAGAAUACCAUGCUCAGUAUCAGGAAAAGAGCAAAGAGUACGACAAAUUGUAUGAAGAAUAUACCAGAACAUCACAGGAAAUUCAGAUGAAGAGGACUGCAAUCGAAGCAUUUAAUGAAACUAUUAAGAUAUUUGAGGAGCAGUGCCACUCACAGGAGCGAUACAGCAAAGAGUACAUUGAGCGAUUCCGCAGGGAGGGGAAUGACAAAGAGAUUGAGCGGAUAAUGAUGAACUAUGAAAAAUUAAAAUCCCGCCUGGGUGAGAUCCAUGACAGUAAAAUGCGCCUGGAACAAGACUUGAAGAAACAAGCUCUGGACAACAGGGAGACCGAUAAGAAAAUGAACAGUAUCAAGCCUGACCUAAUUCAGCUCCGCAAAAUCAGAGAUCAGUAUCUUGUAUGGCUCAAUCACAAAGGGGUGAGACAGAAGCGAAUAAACGACUGGCUGGGGAUCAAAAAUGAAAAUAUUGAUGACACAUACUUUGUGAACGAAGAAGAUGAAAACCUGCCACAUCAUGAUGAGAAAACUUGGUUUGUUGGAGAUCUCAACCGUAUCCAAGCAGAAGACUUGCUCUGUGGGAAACCUGAUGGGGCAUUUUUGAUUCGCGAGAGUAGCAAGAAAGGAUGUUACGCUUGUUCUGUGGUAGCUGAUGGAGAGGUGAAGCACUGUGUGAUCUACAGCACUCCGAGAGGUUACGGGUUUGCAGAACCGUACAACCUGUACAGCACACUUAAGGAUUUGGUUCUUCAUUACCAGCAGACAUCCCUUGUCCAACACAAUGAUUCCCUAAAUGUCAGGCUUGCCUAUCCUGUCUACGCACAGAUGCCCCCCUCUCUCUGCAGGUAAAUUUUGGGGAGGAGGAAAGCGUUGGCUAUCUUGGAUUCUUUUCUACGAUUUUUAUUAGAACUCGGAGGGCAUUCUUUCUCCUUAGACUGCUUGUUUUGCACAAGAAGUGAUUCUGUGAAUGUGAAUCAAAAAGAGGCCUAGCAGCAACAAGACGACAACUUGGGUGUAGGUGUCCUGGUGCUACCUUAAAAGCUCAGCUGUGCUUUUACACCAAUACUUUUGUUUCCUUAUGAGGGGAAUAAACUCAACGCGACGCAUACGAAAAUACUGGAAGCAAAGCAUCAUCUUUACGGAGAAAAUUUUCUGCCAGGCACCUUCAGUGGAACUUCUAAUUGGAUUUUGUUUUCUCUUGUUCUAGUAGAGACAGUUUGAAUCCUCUACUCGAGGCAUCAGUAAUGUCUUUCAGUCUUAAAACUCCCAACGAACUCGGGGGAAACUCUACCACAGCAAUUCUUCUCUGUUAAUUUUAGCAGCUUCACUGCGAUUCAGCCGGACUUCCAAAAGAGGGCUUUGUCUUGAGGUAGCAUGGAAUUUGGUGAGAGAAGACCAAAGGAAUUAUGGGAAAGCUUCAGGUUUUUAUUUAAAUGGAAAAAAAAAAAUGCUUGUAAAAGGAAAGUUGCUUUAUUUUUUUGCCAACAGUAACAAAGUUUUGGUUUCAAUGGCACUACAGGUCUUCGCUUAAAGGAAACAUAACCAAACUGAACAUGCCAAAACUUUGUUCAUUGCUAGAUUGAGCACUUACAGGGGAGGUUGCAUUAGCAUCCACGCAUACUUUCUGCACCAAAACUUGAAACAAAUAAAAAGAAAAGCUAAACAUUGUGUGGCUUCAACACACUAAAUUUGUCUGAUCUGACGUAAUUGCUCACUCUCCUCUUUCUUCACUCCCCCCUCCCUCCCAUUCCUCAACUUGGGAUUCUGUUUUCAGUUUUUAAUGAUACUGUGCUUCAGAAUGUAAACCAGAAGGAAGCUUGCACUCACCUGCUGCAGGUCUCUUGCUGAACAAUGACAGACUCUUAUAAAGCUUGAUUUUGGUACAGAAGAGGUCAGUGUAAUCAAAUGCUUCUGGAUGGCUUAUUGUACCAAAUUUUUUGGUGAGUUAUAGAUAGUCACUCCCAGUUGUAGAGAGGUGAGCAUGCUACUCAUAGAUCUGCUCCAAUUUGUUCUUUGCAAGAUGGGUUCUGAACUCUCACACCACUGCAGCCAAGCAAGACUUUACACUGGUAUAAUCUAAAUUCCCUUGUAGUUAUUUUGGACAUGAUGCAAAACACAGGAAGGGAAGAGAGCCAUACUCCUCAGUUACUGGAUGUCUGGUACCAUCCUUUGGCAAGGGCUGCUGUCAGAUACUGGAGUGGGUAGUCCUGGGUUUCAUCAAGUACAGCAAUCAUCAAAUAAAUCCCCUCCCUGGAAAGUGUACAAAGCAGCUUAUUUCCAUUCCUUAAGCUUCUAAAAUGAAAAAGAGCUAAGUUUGGCAAACUGAACCACUUGGCAUCAAAGCACAACUGGCAAAGUAAUUGUUCAGUGUGCAACCUUGAAAGUUACUUUUGUUCCCAUUACUGGAAGCGUUUCCCUUGCAAUGCACCCAUUGUGCAGGACAGGAAGCAGACAGUCAUGCAGGUCUGAGAAUGCUGGAGACCCGUUUCUGACCCUGGGGCUGAUUUCCUGUUCAAAUGGCUUUUUUCUGUAAUGCCUGGGCAGUAGUGCCAGGCUUGUUGAUGUAUAAUGUUUACACUAGAAGUAUUAUUUUGCUGAAUGUCUUGAAUUUGCAAGUAGGGAAGUGACAAGGCUGGAGCACUGACAGCCAUUGCAGGAAGGGUAGUCUGGUUGCCUGGCAUGCCAGGAGAUGUUUUAUUUUGCACUAAUGACCCUGACGCAUCCCAGGCACUUUCUAAUCGGCCAGAGUGCAAUCUUCAGGCAAAGAAUUCUGUCGAUGCCACUUUUCUCAUUAAAUGAAACACUUCAGAACUUAACCAAGACUGUGUGUGAGGGAAGAAUAAAAUUCAGAUAAGUUGCUGUGUCAAAAGUGAACCACAUCUGCUAGUGUGUCCCUUCUGUCCUACUUCCCCAGGAAAAGGAAAAAUGAGACAUAGCCUUUGCUGUUAGUGGAAAUCUUGAAUGGAUUCCUCAGUGGUAUGUGGACAUGGAAUUCUUUUCUUUAUAAAGAAACUCGCCCUACAUUUUGGAUAAUUUGCAGUUCUAAUCUGGUAGCUGUAAAGCCGUCAUUCUCACACCCCUUGAACAUCUAGCAUUCCCUCAAUGCUGGGCUGAGACCAAAUGCCCAGUGAGGGAAAUCAGCUCAAAGGCACAAAUGAUAGCCAGGUGCCUCAUGCCUGUGGAGAAAUCUGUGUGGGAGGAGUGUCUGAUUCUUUUCACUGCCCUUGUGAUCUCUCUGGACUCUCCUCUUACUGACAACGUUAACGUUCAAGGCCGAUGGGGCCCGUAUUUCUGAUCCCUGACUUUGUGACAGAGAUAACCUGGCUGAAGUGUUUCACCUCUGCCCCGUUUUCAGGUAGGGCUCAGUUUGGUUUUAAACAAGCGCAGAUCUACUUCCAGGCUCAUAAAUCCUGGCACACCCUUGCAGUACUGACAGCAGCAGGGUAGCAGAGCGGGGCUGUCUGAACUUUCCCUGUAGUGGAGUCUGACUGAUCCUGUGAGGUCUUGGUCUGGGCUCCAGCCCUGGCUCUGCCAAGGUAAAUACAGUGUAAUUCCAUUAACGUUUGUGAAGGUAGCUUGGCUUUAUCGUGGUGUGAGUGAGUUGGGAUUCUUGGCCCUUUGCUCCCCGAGGUCUUUUCUCUGAUCACAGGUGAUGUGUUUGGUGUGAAUGAUGGACCCAGGGCCAAUAAGCCAUCUUGAAGCGUUCUUUGAAGUUCUGUUGUGCCCAGACCUUCAGAUCAGGGCCACGGGCAGACUAAGACCACAUUCCUUGUGUUUGGCUCUGUUAUCCUCCCUGACAAGUCUCCCUGAGGCUGUUUUGCCACUGUAUCUCUGUGCUUGGUUUAGGCACCUGAAGUCCCUCAGCUGCUGGGGUUGUUCCCCUUUGACUCUCACGUGCUGCUGCACAGAUUCUUUUUGCAUCCAUUUUGCACUCUCAGAGCAAAUGAAAAUGGGUACAAAACCAACUGACACAUGUAGCCGGUGUGAUCCAUGAGGCAAGGGCUUGGUCCUGCACCUCUCAUUGUGCUUGACCUGAUUCUGUUUGCUCAGUGUCAUUAGACCUGUGAGAAAACCCACAGCUUCCAGGAGCUGUUCCGCACUUGCACGGCUGAGAAAUCAGCGAUGGGCCCGAGAGGUGCAGGAUUACACCCCAGGACGAAAAGCAGCUGUUAAGCCUAAAACAAAUACAGGAAAUAUGAACAUAAAGGCAAAACAAAGGAACUCAAGUUCUUUUAAAACAGUAAAAUGUGAGAAGGUUUUAAUUUUAAGAGUCAGAACGUCAGGAGGAAAGGGGGGAAAUAGCCUCACUAUUGUAGCAGCCGUCUGGUGCCAGACUGCAGUUAGAGGAGCAUUGAUCUCAUUGACCCAUAUUGUAUUAAAUAUAUAUGUAGAAUUAAAUAAAUAACUUUUGCACAGUGUUAAAUGGGGGAGGGGGGUGGGAGGGGAGUGGGACAUUGAAACUCAAAUAUGCACAGUUUCUUCUAAUCUGUUUUGAAGUAUAUUUGCAGGGAUUAGGGGUGAUUCGGUAUUUUGUAUUGGUAUGGAUGGAAAUCAGAUCUGCUUCCACAGUUGCCAUUGGCCCCAUUAUGUCAGCCACGAGUGCCAUAUUUUUUGAAGUUAGUAAAUUAUAAAUCUUUUCCCACUAGUUUCUUUAUUGAUUGCAUGUUUAUGUGAGCAUGGGAAGAACCAACCUAGAAACAGAGGGAUGUCUCAGCAGGUGCUUCACUAGUGUGUGGAGCAGUAAUAUGUGAUUGUUCACUUUCUGGUACUGGAGCGCUCUAGUUUUGUGGGUUGUAUUUUGGUUUUUCAUUUAAUUCUCGUCAGCAGUGCAUUUGGGUCACUGCUUUGCACCGUUGGUAGUUGCAAUCUAGAGUUAUAUCCAGUACAGCCCUCUGUCUUAUGCCAAAAAUAAAAUGCUCUUUCCACACUCAUCUCUCUUGAUGUGGCAGAUGGUCAAGAAGUUUUCCAUUUAAUGUGAUGGGCCUGAUUCUUUUCUUGCUGACACCAGUGUUAGCAAGACUUCCACAACCAAAAGCCAUUCCCAGGAAAAGAACUUAUCUUUAAUAACACCUGAAUUCUAGUCACAGCAGGGCAAAAGUCAGUUGUUUUUCCUUCACAAAGCCAGGCAACUGUAAUGGGACUGUGGAAAUGAAUGUUGACACUUAGUGCUGUUUUAGGGAGGACAGGAGAAGGAGGAGGGUCUUGGUUGCCCCAAAUCCUGGGCUCUGUGCAGGCUUAGGUGGCACCAUGUCUGUAACUGAAUGCUGUGGCUGUUUAAAACAGCAGAAUUGCUUUAGGAGUGUCACACUUUAAGUUUGGAAAAGCCCCUUUUUUGGUACUUGAACAAUCUCGCUUCUGUUUUUGAAUGUCUGUUUAUUUUUUAUUUUUGUUACACUAACAGGGAAUAAAAAUCUGAAAUGUUAGUGAGUCUUGUAUGCUUGCUGCAUUGUGCAGACAUGAAACAGGUACUGCUUGUGGAUCAGUAGGGGUAAGAGACAGGUUCAAAAUGCAGUUUUACAAAGCACUAUGAUGGGUUGGGGGUUGUUUUGUUUAGAUCACAUUUAAAAUCAAAUUUUCCUUUGUGUAGUUCCCUUAUGUUGAUUUGCAACCUCUGCUUUUGGAAGAGCAAAAUCAAAAUAACAUUCCCGAAGAACAAAGAUGCUGUGAGGGGAGGGGGGGGUCAGGCUUGCUCAAAUUCAGCAUUCAAAGCAAACAGCUUUAAUGAAGAGGAAGGAUCAGCACCCUAAAGCAUCCCUCUGGUUGUAGUUUGAUGAAGCAGGAGACAAACCAUGAAGCAGGACCUCCACCUGGAACCCACAAAAUAAGAGGAGAUGCCAGAGCAGACCCUUCCCUUUGGAAUAACCAGCUAUACUCUCCUUAAACGUGCAUGCCAGGAGAGAGUUAGAGAAUUAGCAUAAGUCCCUAAGGAGUUGCUCCCCUUUCUGUGUUGGAAGGGAACUUGCAUUGCUGAUCCCUUUGCUUCCCUUGGCACGGUGUGUGCAGCAGGAGAAGGGAACCAAGUCACCAGCCCAAAUAAGCGCCGGCCUGUUCGUGGAGCCGGUUAAGUACUGCGUGAGGAGCAGCUCUGGAUGGGGUUACAUGAAGUUUGUCCAACAUUUCUGUGAAUCUUGCAUUCUGUGGGCAGAAAUACUUUCCACCUAAUGGGAAGGGAAAAAAAAAGAAAAAAAAAAAAAUCUCGCUUGAAAUCUUUUCAGUUCCUUCCUGUUUGUUCAAAGGGGCAGAUCGGGAGCUUUAGCUUGUUAACUGUUUAGAGGAUGGCAGUGCUUCAAGUGCUGGUCUUUGGGGCUGGCUCCAUACAAUUAAUGCAGAAUUUGCAUAUUUGAAAUUGCUUAUUGGCAUAGACUCACCGUAUUUUAUGACUAGACUCACCAUUUGUUCUAAAGUUUUUUGCCUUUAAAAAAUGUAAUACAAGCAUCAGAGGCCAAAAAAAAAAAAAAAAAAGAAUGGACCCUUAUUGAUAGAAAAAAAAAACCCACUUAGUUGAUCAACCUGUAUUAGAGAAAGCAGCUUUAAUUUGAUGCCCCCCCCUCCACCACCUUCCCUGGGAUUGCUUCUGUGAGAUCGGCGUUGGCAAACGGGGGAGAAGGAAAUUCCCCUGGCACUCAGCAACGCUGCACCCACGCGCUUUCCAAGUGCUUGUAGCAAGAGGCUCGGGAUCGUUUGGAGAAAGUUAUUGCAUCCAAAGACAGAAAGGGUCUCUAAGGGUGAAUAUCACCCCCCAGCACCAGCCUUGUCCCCUCAUGGGGGCUGUAGGAUGCCGGGGCCAGCCAGGAGCUGCUCCCGGGUCUCUGCUGGCUGCUGGGGUGGGGUUCACGUUCAGUUGGCUGGUUGGGGUUUUUGGUCUGUUUUGUUUUUGUGAGUGACUUCUACAUCCAGCAAAGAUACGUUUGAUGAAACCUGUUAAUUUUGUAUAUCUGGCUGUUUAUUGCACCAUGGGAUUGUAAUGGUCUGCAUCAUCUGUGUGUGUGUGUGUGUGUGGGUGCGUGUGUGUAUAUGUACUGUAUGUAUAUAGAUAUAUGUAAAAUAUAUUCACGUACACAUGUAUAUGCAUUAGCUGUAAGUGGCACUGCCCCUUGAAAAUAAAACAAAAUUCACCGUUAGCACAUUCUGCCGCGUGUUUAGGCAGAAUCGGGUUGGUUUUUGUCAAAUGAAAAGGAGUUUAUUGUGUUCAUCUUGCCUAUGUGCUUCUGAAAUGCUGGACUCUGGAUUUCCUCGGGGGGUUACUACUCUGUCUGUAAACCGAAUUGAUUUGGGGUGUUACUUGCCCUGGGGCAAAGCAUUCAACUCUGUCCCAAGAAAAGGUUUGGCAAAAGAAACCCCUCUUGCUCUCCCGCGAGAUGCAGUGAUCGUCUGCACGUUCCAGUCGCCCCUCGGUGCCCCCUGUCCAGAGCUGAUGUGCAAUGGGUGGUGUUGGUGCGUGUUCCUUUGUGAGUGGACUCUUUGUACAAGGUGUGGUUCAAUGUAAAGCAUGAGUGGGUGUUUGAUCUUGUGUCGAGGGCUGAAAUAACAGCACACUCCUUUGUACAACCUUUGCAUCAAUGUUUCUGCUUUUCUUUGACUUCUAUUUUCUUUGAGGGAAAACUGCAUCUGUUAAGAACCUGCUUCUCCAGAAGCUAUGGAAUUAUUUUGUUUUCCAGAUGAAUUCCAGCAUGUAACUUUGGUACUCUUGUUUGUUAUUUGUGUAAAAUCUGUUCUUCUGUCGUUUAUGGUGUAGUUGGGGAGGGGGGUGGGGGGAAGAAAAGAAAAAAAUAAAGGAAUUCAUGUAGUUUAACUUUUAAAGAAAAGAAACAAACUGCUUCAUAAGGAAACCAAGUGUAUGUUAGUGUUUUCUGACAAGUCAUCCUGUAGUUUCUAGCUCAGUAAUGCAACACUGUACUUGUCACCAGGUGUGUUACAAUUUUGCUGUACUUUCUUUUACUAGAUGGUUGGGCUUUUAAAUCCCAGACACUAAGCAUCCUGGGCCUACUUGCUCUAGAUCAAAAAAAAAAAAUUAAAAAAAAUGCAAUAAAAAAAAAAUUGCAAUAAAGCACAUUGACAUGUAAUGUUUUAGAAGGAUGUACUGACAGCUGUUUCUAAUAAAUUCAGAACUGCA
Messenger RNA from Myiozetetes cayanensis, 9957 nucleotides. It is a transcript of the gene PIK3R3, whose product is annotated as phosphoinositide-3-kinase regulatory subunit 3. Gene Ontology annotation, biological process: phosphatidylinositol phosphate biosynthetic process; insulin receptor signaling pathway. Bases 498 to 2693 code for a protein of 731 amino acids. Lineage: Eukaryota; Metazoa; Chordata; Aves; Passeriformes; Tyrannidae. Gene Ontology annotation, molecular function: protein binding; 1-phosphatidylinositol-3-kinase regulator activity. The record is from RefSeq and is a predicted model, not a curated record. Gene Ontology annotation, cellular component: phosphatidylinositol 3-kinase complex. The transcript is spliced from 16 exons.